AAUGUCUGAAGAGCUGCCACCGUCCACCGUCUAAGAAUGAAUCGCUACAUAACGUUGACCCAGCUGGGCGACGGUACCUAUGGCACCGUCGUCCUGGGCCAGCGCAAGGACACCGGCGAAAAGGUGGCCAUAAAGCGCAUGAAACGCAAGUACUACUCUUGGGAGGAGGCCAUGAAUCUGCGGGAGGUCAAGUCCCUGAAGAAACUAUCGCAUCCAAACAUUGUCAAGCUGAAAGAGGUGAUCCGGGAGAAUGAUACCCUUUACUUUGUGUUCGAAUACAUGAAGGAGAACCUCUACCAAAUGAUCAAAGAUAGAGACACCCAUCUGCCGGAACCUGAGCUCAAGAGUAUAUUGUUUCAGGUUUUAACUGGCCUUGCUUUUAUGCAUCGCCAUGGCUUCUUCCACCGUGAUCUGAAGCCAGAGAAUCUCCUCUGCUCCGGUCCGGAUUUAAUCAAGAUUGCCGACUUCGGCCUAGCCAGGGAGAUCCGAUCCAGGCCACCGUUUACGGACUACGUCUCGACUAGGUGGUAUCGGGCACCUGAAGUGCUCUUGCAUUCCACAAACUACGGCAGCACCAUCGACCUCUGGGCCAUGGGCUGCAUCAUGGCCGAGCUCUACACCUUCCGACCUCUCUUUCCGGGCAGCAGUGAAGUGGAUCAGCUUUUUAAGAUUUGUUCCGUACUGGGCACGCCCGAAAAGAGUGAUUGGCCGGACGGAUAUAGGCUGGCGUCCAUGAUCCAUUUCCGGUAUCCGGACUGCAUCAAAGUGCCACUCAGCAGCGUCGUCAGCCGCUGCAGCCAAAACGGGCUCGACCUUCUGGAGGAUAUGCUCGCCUACGAUCCCGAAAAGCGGCCGACAGCCCAGCAGAGCCUCAAGUACCCGUAUUUCCACGCCCUGAAGCGAAUCUCGCCCACCGCUGCCACCAAGGCAAACGUGCGGCUCAACUCCAAGUACGCGGCGGUCGCGGGAGGCCACCACAACCACCACCAGUCGCAGAACAACGUCUCGAACAAUGUGCUUCCGGUGCAGGAAAAGCUCCAAGCGGUCACCGAGUUGCUCCACCAGACCAACAACAACAACGUCAAUAACAACAACAGCAACAUGAAUCUUGGAAAGAGCAACAAUUUAAAUCAUGGGAAGGCGGCCUCUAAGAACCUGGGAGUGCCGCGAAAGUACCAGCCCAAGCUCAGUUUCCUGACCAACCACGAGUUGGCUGAUUCCUCCAGUUUGGGUGGAGCCGCAACCGAUGGAGUUCCGGUACAGGCCCAGAAUGGCAGCGAAUCUAUCAACGACAUAUACCUGAACCGCAACAUAUCACAGCUUUUCGGGCUGCCAUCGGGAACCCAGCAGCAUCCACACCCAGUGCACCAUCCAAACGUAUCCUUUAGCACGACGUCAUCCCGGAAUGCCGGAGCCAUCUACGUGAAUGGCAGCCACCUCGGCUACGAUGCGGCCAACAUGAAUGCCAAGAACAAUGCCAAGCUCGUGAUGGGCGUCCCCAACGGUGGAUACUAUGUGCCAGUGGCCAGGUCCUCGGUUCUGGCCCCCGAGGCCAAGGUGUACAACGUGUUCUCCAAAGUCAGUGCCAGUCAGGCUCCAGCGAGCAUCCUUGUCCGUCAGCCACCCGUACAGAUGCAGCUUCAGCCGGAAAACGGAGCUCCGCCGAUGAGGCUCUCGGGGAGAUCGCGUGCGGCAGCUCAGGAAAUCAAGCAGCCGUCCAUAAAGUCUGACGACUUGGAUCUCAUAUUGGGCUCCAAGCUGAAGACCUCCGCCAAACGACAGCGCAACGCCAAGGCCAAUAUACUCCUGGAGGACUUGUUCGGUCAGCUUUCCAUGGACUCGGACAGCGACGGGAAGUAUCCCCACACAGUACCCCCUACGCAGCAGGCUAAGAGCGGUGCGACAUCUACUGGUGGCCACCGGGAACGGGAUCGAGAUCGGGAUCGUGACCGGGAGCGAGAUCUAUUCGGGGACAGUUUCGUAAUCAGGCCAGGAUUACGAAAGAAGGCCACCCAGAGCAGCCUGGAGGUGAACAACGGCAGCCAUGUGGACUCGCUAGCUCAGAACACACAAAAGGAGAAACCCGCAGCCGCCGCCGCAUCCAGUUUUCCCUGGGAUGAGACCAACAAGACAGAGGACGAGAAGCUUACGGCUUGGAUGGUGGCCGAGAACGGUAACUUGGUUUUGGGUAGUCCCCAGCAAGCGUAGAUGUCGAGAGCACCCUCAAGUAGUUUUUUUGGUAGCUCCAAUUGGUGUUUCACACAAUCUCUAAUACAAAUCCAAUUGAAUAGUGUCCUUCCCUUUGGAAGAAGCAGGGGCAGACGACUCAAUCCCUUUAUCACAUUAUCCCAUUCCCAGGAUCACUUUUGGAGAAUAAGUUCUAAGGAGAUCGACUCGCUAAUUGCCGUUGUACCUGAAACAGAACGAGGAGAGUGACGAAAAUGUGCCUAUGUUGUCCUGGGUGUCUUUGAACUGAACCAGAACCCCUUACCACAUCCCAAAUCAGUCCAUAGAAUCAUCGUUUCGGCCCAUAGAGUUAGUCUAGUUUCGAUAUAAUGUUAUUGCUGUGAUACGACUAAGCUAAAAUAAUGUGUAAAGUAAGUUGUACAUUAAGCUA
Drosophila bipectinata is the source of this 2617-nucleotide messenger RNA. RefSeq names its product serine/threonine-protein kinase dyf-5. NCBI's taxonomy places the organism in Eukaryota, Metazoa, Arthropoda, Insecta, Diptera, Drosophilidae. Gene Ontology annotation, biological process: intraciliary transport; protein phosphorylation; intracellular signal transduction. Gene Ontology annotation, molecular function: protein serine/threonine kinase activity; ATP binding. The record is from RefSeq and is a predicted model, not a curated record. Gene Ontology annotation, cellular component: nucleus; cilium; cytoplasm.